AUGAACGGUGAUAGAGCAACAAAAGAAACGGUCCAACGCUUGACGGCGGAGAAUGAAGAUCUGACACGAAAAUUUCUUGAGGCAGAGGACGAGCACCGGCGUACGGUGUCCGAUCUCAUGGCAAUGCAAGAGAAUCAGAAUCAGUUCGUAGAUAUUCUUACUAAAAAAGCCGAGCUGUUUAAACAAGAGAAGAGCGAAUGACUUAUCGAAAAAAUUGAAAUACUGAGGAAGGAAGGACAUAAAGUAGAAGUUCUUGCCGAAGGUGAACGAACGGCCAUGAAAUCUGAAAUCGAAAAGCUAAACAAUGAGAUUGUGGAAAUGACGAGCAGGCUAGAACGUCAAAGCGAAAUUUCGGACACGCUCACCAAGAAGCUGAAGCAGAUUGAGCAAGACAAGCAAGAGUGGAUGAUAGAAGGAGAAAGCUUGAGAGGAAAUCUUGCGACAUUGGGCGAAAAACUGUCCACCAGUAAUGCUGAAAUUGAAAAACAGAGGACGAAGAACGAAUCUCGUAUCGAAGAACUCAGUAAUGAGUUGCAACAAAGUCAUGUGGAGAAGCUCGAGAAAAAUCGAAACGAAUUCUCAGAGUGCCAUAAACGAGAGCUCGCCGCCAUCCAGGAGCAGCUUCGUCUGAAAGAAGAUGACUUUCGUAGUGCUAUGGACAAGGUCCAUGUACUAACCGAAGAGAAGGCCAUCACUGAUUCGGAACUUGCGAAUCUACAAGAAAUGCUAGAGCAGAGGCAGAAUGAGUUGGCUUCAUUACGUGUCGCAGAGGCGAAUACUACGGCGCUCUACAAUGAAGCCUUGAACAAAAUCUCGGUGCUGGAAGAAAAGUUGGAAAGACGAGAACGUAGUCUGACCGAAAGGACCAUGAUGUCACCAUUGCCAGAAAAACUGAAACAGACAGUAGUACUUGACAGCAAGGAAGAUGAAGACAUGAUCAAUACGCCAAUACCAUCCUCAAGUCGACCGCAGAGUUUCAACAGUGCGUUUCAAUAUUCGUCUUCUAGCGUUCGAAAAUCACGUAAACCGGAAUGGUAA
Messenger RNA from Angiostrongylus costaricensis, 1038 nucleotides. Lineage: Eukaryota; Metazoa; Nematoda; Chromadorea; Rhabditida; Metastrongylidae. The record is from the annotation of a GenBank genome assembly.